AUGACAUCACGGAAAGUAAAGAUGCAGACUGUGGCUCUCACCGUGCUGAGUGUUCUCCUCAGCCUGGACUGUCUGUCUGCUCACCGGGCCGAACAGAACCAGACCCAGAACCAGACCCAAAACCAAAACCAGAACCAGAACCAGAACCAGAACCAGACCCAGAACCAGAGCCAGAACCAGAGCCAGAGUGACAGAAACACUCACAGUGAUGAGUCAGAGCCGAAGAAGAAGAACCAGCCGCACAUCAUCUUCAUCCUCACGGACGACCAGGGCUUCAACGACAUCGGCUACCACAACCCGACCAUCAAGACUCCCACUCUGGACAAGCUGGCGGCGGAGGGCGUGACGCUGGAGAACUACUACGUUCAGCCCAUCUGCACGCCGUCGCGCAGCCAGCUCAUCACCGGCAGAUAUCAGAUCCACACAGGACUCCAACACUCCAUCAUCAGACCCAGCCAGCCGAGCUGUCUGCCGGCACACAUGGACACGCUGCCCGAGAGGCUCCGCGAGGCCGGCUACGCCACUCACAUGGUCGGCAAGUGGCACCUGGGCUUCUACAGGAAGGCGUGUCUGCCCACCAGAAAGGGUUUUGACAGUUUCUUUGGUUCUUUAACAGGAAGUGUGGAUUACUACAGUUACGGGUCCUGUGACGGCCCGGGGUUGUGUGGGUACGACCUCCACGAGGACGAGGACGUGGCCUGGGGCCAGGAAGGAAAGUACUCCACCACGCUCUUCACCCAGAGAGCUCGGAAGAUCCUCGAGAGUCACGACCCCACGGACAAGCCGCUCUUCCUGCUGCUCUCCCUCCAGGCGGUUCACACUCCUCUGCAGACUCCCAAGUCCUACAUCUACCCGUACCGCGACAUGGUGAACGUCGCCAGGAGGAAGUUUGCCGCCAUGGUGUCCACGGUGGACGAGGCGGUCCGAAACGUCACCUACGCUCUGAGGAAGCACGGAUUCUACCGGAACAGCGUCAUCAUCUACUCCACCGACAACGGAGCCCAGCCCUUCACGGGAGGGAGCAACUGGCCCCUACGAGGCCGAAAGGGUACGUAUUGGGAAGGUGGCGUCCGUGGAGUGGCGUUCGUUCACAGCCCCCUGUUGAGACGCCGGAGACGGGUCUCCAAGGCCCUGGUGCACAUCACCGACUGGUUCCCCACGCUGGUGGGUCUGGCCGGGGGAAACACCAGCGAGAGCUACGGUCUGGAUGGUUUUGACGUCUGGCCGGCCAUCAGUGAGGGGAGGGAGUCACCUCGUCAGGAGAUCCUUCACAACAUCGACCCUCUGCACAAACCUGCUGCUCAAACCACCGGCUGGGACGCCGGCACGCGCGCAGCCUCAGGUAACGACCACAAUAAAACGUCAACAAAGAAGAAGAAGAUCCAGAAGCUGAAACCAAAGCAGAAGUCAGCGUUCAGGUUGAAGACUACGAAGAAACCUCGGACGUUUUCCCAUCAUGCAGCUAAGCCUAAAAUCAAACCUAAACCCAAGAUUAAGCCCCUUCCAAAAUCAAAACUCAAACCCAAACCCAGGACCAAAGUCCACCCUCAGAACAGGAGCCUGUCGCACCACAGUCCACGUCCUAAGUCCUACUCCAGCGGCGCUCCGCCAGUGUCAGGAAUGUCUCGCCCGAGGUCUCAGAUCCAAUCACGUCUAAAGUCAAAAUCCAGGCGGAACAUAUCCCAGAAACAGACCCUGUCACGGUCAAGACCGCCUCAACCAAAGUCCCAAACACAGCUCACAUCACAUCUCAGGAACCAGAACAUGUCCCGGCCGACGUCACACCCAGCUGUGCGGCCGUCCGAGUCCCCGUGGGACGCUUCGGUCCAGGCUGCCAUCAGAGUGGGCGACUGGAAGCUGCUAACAGGAGACCCGGGUCACGGAGACUGGGUCCCCCCGCAAGUGCUGCCCACUCUCCCCGGUCGCUGGUGGAACCUCGAACGUGCCGUCUUGCUGUUCCCCAAAUCCUCCGCCCUGAAGAACGUCUGGUUGUUCAACAUCACGGCCGACCCGUGCGAGCGUCGGGACCUGGCGGACCAGAGACCAGACGUGGUCCAGCGGCUGAUGGCCCGACUUGCCUACUACAACCAGACGGCCGUGCCGGUUUAUUUCCCGCCCGACGACCCUCUGGCCGACCCCAGCCAGCACGGCGGGGCCUGGGUGCCCUGGGUGGACGAAGAGGAGGACGAGGAGGGUAAAUAUCACGGAGUGUACAAGAAAGGCAGGAACAACAAGAAGAAGAGGAAGAAGCCGCGAUGCCCGCUGUGCAAGCUGAAGUCCUUCUUCCUGAAGCUGAACACCGGGAUGAUGUCCAAUCGGAUCUGAGGGGUCGACUUGAAGCGAUCGUGUCAAAGACUUUUAACAUGUUUGUACGUCGUUACAUCUUCGCUGUACUCAAAAAAAAAAGAUAAUUGUCAAGUUUUUUUUGCACAACAUGGAGUCGGAGAGUCGCCCAGAUCCUCUAAUGCCAAUAAGAUCACAGACAUGAUCACUUCAGCUCGCCGCCAUCUUCUCACGAGUGCCCGAUAUCUACUCUGAAUGUGAAAAACAACAAAAGCUGAUAAAAGUGCUGCACAGCGGUGAAAAAACAAACAAUACAGUAUAUAAGAAGUCUCAGUAUCAGUAGCUACCUCCAUCAACGGCUCUGGAAAAAGCGUGUUUAAUUCUACUUUUGCUCGAUUUACCAGCCUGAGUAGCUUUUUUGUAGCGUGGUUCUGGUGUUGAGAUGGCUGCAGAGGUGACCAGGUGGCAGUCAUACGCAGAAAGAUACUACUAAGUGCAGCAAAAUGUUUGUUUUCUUUUAUUUGUUUCCUUUAAAUUCCAACCUGUUCUGAUUAUAAGGUGGUUUUCUUUACUGUGGCUUUUCUCCUGAUUUAUUAUGUGAAUCUAUAAAUUGCGUGUCCUCUGUUUCCUCGUUAUUUCUUCUUUUUUUAAUCGUCAAUCAAACCGACAGAGUUCUUGACUCGAGAGCCGCCGCGUGCGGCAGUAAGAUGUAUUUUUACACUGUAACUGAUUUAUGUUUCUUUAACUUUGAGCAGAAAGAAAAGAGACUCUGAAUCUGUGACGCAGGUUUUAACAGAUCGAACUUAAACAUCCCAGAUUUAGGUUUCCAAGCAAACUAUUUACUUUUCACAGUGGAACUGCACGAGUGUGAUGAUUGUUUCUGUAAUCGUGUAACUGUUCUUUCUUUGUGGUCUCUGUCAUACGCAACAUAAUAGAACAAGGUUUUAUGUUUUCACAUUUUUAGUCACGUCGCAGUGAAUACAGAUAUGUUUUUGAGUAAUUGUUGUUGUUUUCUUUGUGUUGUGUCUGAAACAGGCCUCUGGAUUGUGAGGCUGCUUGAAUGUAGAGCCGACUGCAAGUCUAUGAAUUAACAGAAUGUGUUUUUAAUUCACUACGUUCUGCUGUGAGCAGCAGAAAGCGUCUCUUCAGCAUGUUAUUUCACAACUUAUUCAGCCCCAUAAAGGCCGAACUAAAUAUACAUUUUUAAGCUUUUUCAAGACAUCGAGUCCUAAACAUCUUACAGGAGAGACAUUUUUGAAAAGCAGUGUUUUAUUUUUAUUUUUAUUAGAUUAAACCAAAUGUUUGGUAAUUUCAACCAUGUUUUUAUUUGUUUUAAGCAUUAAUCAAAUGAAAACAAUGUUUAUAUCGCUCUGGUGUUAUUGUUCCCACUGAUAUCUGUGUAAUGAUCUCUUCUUCUAAUGAAAACAAGAUGAACCGGUUGAACAUAAAGUCGCUCACAUGUAGAAGUCCUAAUAUCUCGUGCAUUCAGAACACAGACAGGAAGUGAAACGUGUUACAGCAGAAGUUUUACCAGCAUUAGAAACCUCUUUGAAGUAAGAUGCUGGUUUCCUUCCCUCGAGCAGGACACCUAACCUCUAAAUAUUUCGGUGUAUUUGCACAACAUCUAACAAACCGCGACUGUGGAGCAGCAGAGAGCUCCUGAGAAACGCUUUAAGUGGACGCUUGAUGUCUCCACCUUGAGUAAAUAAAGGUGAACUAAAAUGUGACGCUUGUGCUUUCAUGUGUUCCAGAGACAGAACACCGUUCAUCACAAACAUACGUGAUGUAAUGUUUUAAUGUCUCUUGGGUCAAGUCUUCUUUCAUGUGUCUUUAUCUUCAAACCUUUAACUACGUCUUCUCAGUGCACAGACCUAAUAAAUGAAUAUGAACAUA
Anarrhichthys ocellatus (wolf-eel) is the source of this 4176-nucleotide messenger RNA. RefSeq names its product arylsulfatase I-like. Gene Ontology annotation, molecular function: sulfuric ester hydrolase activity. NCBI's taxonomy places the organism in Eukaryota, Metazoa, Chordata, Actinopteri, Perciformes, Anarhichadidae. The record is from RefSeq and is a predicted model, not a curated record. Bases 1 to 2325 code for a protein of 774 amino acids. The transcript is spliced from 11 exons.